GGAUAUAGAACCACAGCGUGACCUUGCACUAAGUUUAUGGCGGCUUGAUCCGCCAUUGGUACUGGUUAACAAAUAAAUUUAGAGAGAUGGAGUUUGAUGUAUUUGAAAAGUUAAGUGAACUGGAGACUGAAAUCCACAUUUUGAAGAAGGAACUGGAAGAAAAAGAUGCAUUCAUUCAAAACCUGAUGGACAAAAAUACGGACUUAGAACGCCGUCUACUAUCUCUCGAUCAAAACAAUGUGACCGGUGAAAAUAAUUUAUCACGUGUAAAAGAGAUUGCUCUCAACGGUUCUAAUACUACUGAUUCUAAAACCUAUGGUGCAUCAAUAGCUAAUAUGCUUAAAGAAACAUCGGAAGCUGUUGUACGUAAUACAGGCUACACAUUCGACGAACGAACUGGUUUGUAUUAUGAUCAUAAAAGUGGCUACUAUUAUGAUCCGGAAAAUCAGUUAUUUUACGAACCCAAAACCGGGACAUACUAUAAGUACAAUUCAGAAACCGGUGAAUACACAAAUUAUACUGCAUCAGAAGACGAUGCUAUGAAUAGCAAAUUCAAGGAAUUCUCUCACCCGGUGUAUGCACACUUACUAAAGGUCAGUUUAUAUCGAGUCAUCGGAUCAUCAGUGGAGAUACAGUUGUACAGAAAACAAUCAAAUCCACUCGAAAGAAACAAACAUUUGACAUUUUAUCUCGAUUUUCUUACUUACGUACUCUUUUAUUUUCAUUACUUUUCACUUUCGGGAUGUAAUUGUUGGGGGUGUUGAAUGAAGAAAAUGCAACAGCGCCACAAAGCAGAAAAAGAAAACGAUCAUGGUUACCUAUCAAAGACUGUAUCUAGACAAAGUCGGUCAACAAGCAGUGAUAUUGGUCAUCGUAGAAGACGGAGAAGUCGUAGUCACUCUGGUUCGCAAUACUGUCGUUCAUACUACAAACAUAGAUGUGAAAGUCCAUCAUUUCAUAGACAUACAAGGCGCAGACAAAAAUCUUACAGAUACUCCCAUCGUUCUGGAAGUUCUCGUAGUGAUGAAAGCCGCUAUAAACGUAGUAAACAUCGGAGAAGAAAACACUCCCAUCGACGCAGGCAUCGAUCAUCUUCUACUACUGGUUCUGUGUGUUCGUACAAAAGUCGAAGUGAGUUCUUCUGAACUUACCGCCCAUAUUGUGAAUUUAUCUUCCAUUUUUUUGUGUAUUAACAUUUCCAUCCCACUUUUUCAUCUUUUAAAUUAGUCAAUGCGUGAACAAGUUUCCGCUUAAAGUACGUUAAUUUAUUCAAGAAUGCAUUUAUUCAUCGUUUUAUUUCUGUACAUGAGUUUUGUCAAAAUGAUGAAGAGGUGCUUUUUCGCUAUUUCUGUGUGAUGCUUGAUUAAAAAGUGAGAUAUCUGUAAAUCCUAUCUAAAAUGCUUAUUAAUGUUACUAUUGUUAUUAUUGUUAUUAUUAUUAUUAUUAUCAGGUUAAGAAUAAAAAUAUGUUGAAUUUUCAUUCAGCAAAUCAGUUUUGUUGAUAUUAGGUUAUCAGUUUAUUUAUAUUUUUCCAUAGAUUAUAAUUAGUACAAUAUUUACUACUUUUCGGUGAAAUAUGUAUAUACUUGUCAGUUAGCAAAGCUUGAUGUGUCUUGUCCUAUUUACAAGAUUAGUAUUUAUGAUACAAAAUACU
Messenger RNA from Schistosoma mattheei, 1653 nucleotides. The record is from the annotation of a GenBank genome assembly. Lineage: Eukaryota; Metazoa; Platyhelminthes; Trematoda; Strigeidida; Schistosomatidae.